Messenger RNA from Galendromus occidentalis (western predatory mite), 1344 nucleotides. It is a transcript of the gene Dp, whose product is annotated as transcription factor Dp. The transcript is spliced from 7 exons. Gene Ontology annotation, cellular component: transcription regulator complex; nucleus. Gene Ontology annotation, biological process: regulation of transcription by RNA polymerase II; regulation of cell cycle. The record is from RefSeq and is a predicted model, not a curated record. Bases 1 to 1236 code for a protein of 411 amino acids. Gene Ontology annotation, molecular function: DNA-binding transcription factor activity, RNA polymerase II-specific; RNA polymerase II transcription regulatory region sequence-specific DNA binding. NCBI's taxonomy places the organism in Eukaryota, Metazoa, Arthropoda, Arachnida, Mesostigmata, Phytoseiidae.
AUGACGUCCAACGGUGACAACCUAAUUGUGGCCACCUCCCUGUUGACCGGCAAUCAGGUGUCCGGCCUUCCAGGCGGAACAACUCGUUACAUCACGGUUUCCUCACACGGGACUCCGGUGAAGCAAUCUGCUGCAACUCAGAAUGUCAUUCUCACAGCUCAAAGUCCGCAUGGAUCCCCCGUCAUUCUCCAGAGUCCAUCGAAAGGUGGCACUGCCCAGGUUUUCCACACCUAUACCUCCCUGGGCAACGCAACUUCAGGGAUCAAGCGUGAACGUGAGUCGGACAUCCACGACUCUUAUAUCGAGGUUAAACGCGCGAAAGUCGCACAAACUGCUUCCAUACGGAGCUGCGUAACGACCCCGGGGGCUGCCAGCCCGGCAGCUACAGGCAACCGUGGUCUUCGACAUUUUUCGAUGAAAGUAUGCGAGCAAGUUCAGAAGCGAGGAAAAACCACGUACAACGAAGUUGCAGACGAGCUGGUGAAUGAGUUUUCUGAGCGUGGGAGCGGAGGUGGUUCCGCAGGCGGUGCCGCAGGCUCUGCGGCGUCUGCGAACGGCGCGGGCUACGAUCAGAAGAACAUUCGUCGUCGAGUCUACGAUGCACUCAACGUUCUCAUGGCCAUGGGCAUUAUAGAGAAGAAACAGAAAGAGAUUCUCUGGUUGGGACUCCCCACAAACAGUGCGCAGGAGUGCAAAAAGCUCGAAGCAGAAAAACGAGAACGUCUUUCUCGAAUCUCACAGAAGACUCAACAGUUAUAUGACAUACUACUUCAGCAUAUCGCUUACAAGAGUCUUGUAGAACGUAACAAGGCCCAAGCCGCUGUCGCACCCCCUCCGCCCAAUUCUACGAUUGCUCUCCCGUUUAUUAUAAUCAACGCUUCGAAGGAGACUUCUAUAGAUUGCCAGAUCUCUUCAGACAAACGCGAUUACCUGUUCAAUUUUAACAAUUCGUUUGAAAUCCACGAUGACAUUGAGGUUCUCAAGCGCAUGGGCUUGGCCAUGGACAUUGAGAAGGGUGAGGCUACACCAGAGAAAGUGCAGCAAGCCAAGCAGAUGCUGCCCAAAGCACUGCAGCCUUUCGUGGAGCAGAUGGCACGUAGCCGUGAUCAGCUGCCUCCAGACAUGAUGCGACUCACGAAGGCAUCGUUGAGCCCGAGUGACGAAGUUGUCAUGUCAAUUCUUCCCUCACCGUCAUCCGGUGAAGAUUACUCCGAGGACGAUCAGUACGAAAAUUGAAACGAGCUGCCAACGGAAGCACAUAAGUUUCCGCGGCAAACUCGGCCCGAUGUACCACACUAUUCUUUAACUGAGAUAUAACCACGGAAUAAAACACUAUUAAACAUU